This is a messenger RNA of Odocoileus virginianus texanus, 957 nucleotides long. NCBI's taxonomy places the organism in Eukaryota, Metazoa, Chordata, Mammalia, Artiodactyla, Cervidae. The record is from RefSeq and is a predicted model, not a curated record.
CCUGCCUCCUGCCUCACAGAAGCAGAGCCAUGUGGCCCACACUCCUCAGCCUCCUGAGUCUCGGAUUCUGUGUGAGUCUGAGGAUCUGGGCAGCUGUGGGUGAAUAUGACAAGCCCUCUUUGUCAGCCUGGCCAAGCCCCGUGGUUCCCUUAGGACAGACUGUGACUCUCCGGUGUCACUUCCGUUCUCCACUUAAGAGAUUCAGACUGUUCAAAACAGAUGGGACCAGUUUGUCUGCCCUCCGGGGAAAUCAUUUCAACAACUUCACCCUUGGCCCGGUGACCGGAGAACAUGCUGGGUCCUACAUGUGUUCUGGAUUCUCCAGGCUUCUCCCUCUGUUUUCCAGAAAGAGUGACCCCCUGCAGAUUGUGGUCACAGGUGUGUUCACAAAACCUGCCAUCUCAGCCCACCCAGGCUCCCUCGUGCAGGUGGGAAGGAAUGUGACCCUUCGCUGUCAAUCAGAGCUGUUGUUUGACAAGUUUAUCCUGCACCAGGAAAAAAGCACAGGGAAUUUCCGGACACGUGGAGAGACGUUCAUGGGCGGGCAUGCCCCAGCUGACUUCUCCAUUGGCCCCAUGACCUCGGGGAGUGCGGGCACCUACCGAUGCUAUGGCUCUCUCAGCCGCUCCCCCUAUGAGUGGUCAGCCCCCAGCGACCCCGUGGACAUCGUCAUCACAGGUCUGUUCAAGAAACCCUCUCUCUCAGCCCAGGGGGGCCCCGUGGUGAGGUCAGGAGAGAACAUGACCUUGCUCUGCAGCUCCGAGCGCACCUUUGACCAGUUCCAUCUGCUCAGGGAGGGGGAGAACCUUGGGCGCCCGCUCACUGGACGGCGGGGCCCCCGCGGAGCACUCCAGGCUGAGUUCCCUCUGGGUCCUGGGACCCCAGCCCACAGCGGGGCCUACAGGUGCUACGGCUCCUUCACUCGCUCUCCCUACACGUGGUCAGACGCCAGCGACC